Messenger RNA from Sphaerulina musiva SO2202, 2251 nucleotides. RefSeq lists its product as uncharacterized. NCBI's taxonomy places the organism in Eukaryota, Fungi, Ascomycota, Dothideomycetes, Mycosphaerellales, Mycosphaerellaceae. Gene Ontology annotation, cellular component: actin cortical patch. The transcript is spliced from 2 exons. The record is from RefSeq and is a predicted model, not a curated record. The coding region runs from base 546 to 2123 and encodes 525 amino acids. Gene Ontology annotation, molecular function: phosphatidate phosphatase activity.
ACAGAGUCCUGCGAAGAAGGAGGAUUUUGAGCACGCGAAGAUGUUUUGGGAGUUGAGUGAGAAGCUGUUGGAGCAAGGGAAGAUCAAGCCUCAUCCGCUGAAGGUGGCUGAGGGUGGCUUAGAGGGCGUGUUUGAUGGGCUGGAGCAGUUGAGACGUGGCAAGGUUAGCGGUCAGAAGCUUGUUUAUCGCCUUGGUCACCUUGGUGAUGAUUGAAGGCGCCGGGACGGAGUGGGAAACCUUGGAAUCACCACGACGCGUCGACGCCCAUACCAAGUGGGAUCAACACACCAAUGAAGCAUGCAUGUGAGGUACCUGUAUGCUUACACUUUGGCUUUGUUUUUUCGUGUUAUAGCAUCCCCACUGGGCCCGAACUAGCCACCGCUGAUGUCACGUCUGCCUCCGGAGGCGAAGUCUACAUCCAAGUUUCCAAACACUAGCUCCAUCGAAGUAGAACUCUCUGUUGUUUUGCUCGCCUGUCUUCACUCUUCUACUUCUUCUACCUGCCUUUUUGCUGCAUUCUGCUUUCUUUCGCCAUUAUUCCAACAUGGCCAUUCUCCGGGACCUGCUGCUCACCGCGCCUCUGCUCGCUCUUGUGGCAGCGUCUCCCGCGCCGACGGCGGCGAACAACAAUAACAUCCGAGCUCGAGCGCCAGCAACGACACCUUCGCCCGUCAAACGCGAUCCGACGAGAACGUAUAAGAAUAGAAGAGAUAUUCUCAGCGACCUCAAGUCCGAUGUGGAUGGGAUACUGUCCAGCUUAGGGUCCGAUAUUCCUUCAUAUGUCGCCAGUGGAGUCCCCAACUUCUUUCAGGACUUUCCCAGUGGAGACGAUGUCCAAAGCUCUCUGGGAAUCGGCGAUGAUGAACUUGCGGCAGUUCCUACACAGGCAUUGAAUAUUCCUCCCUAUGCCAACUACACGGAUCAAGGAUGGAAUGUGCGGUUCCAUGGAAACAUUUACAAGCAGCCCAACACAUCCGAAAGCGACCUGAAUCGCUUGGCGAAUAUAUUCCUCAUCGACACGUCUGUGGACGAAUUGCCACCAAGUCAAGCGGAUCAGGCACGAAAUGUGACUGCCGCUAUCUUUGUGGUCCAGCAGCCCCACGUUAAUGUGUCUCCGAUCUCGAUCGAGCCCUUCAAUGGCGAGCAUGGGAACGUUGGUGUCGCUCAGACAAUCACUCUUCCAUACGAAACCACGGCCGAAGGAGACUUUGAUGUCUUUGUGCCGAUCAACAGCGAGGGUCUCGCGCGAGGCAACGAGACUCAGUCUCUCCAGAAGAUGAAUACCUGGGUGGGAAAUACCACGAACGGCAAUGCUACCGCAUAUCUGGUACCUGACCAAGGCCUUACCAUCAUAUCGGAUAUUGACGACAUUCUACGCGUGACCAAGAUUUAUGAUCCCAAGGAAGGACUUUUGAAUUCGUUUGCGAGACCUUUCGUGCCAUGGGAGAAUAUGCCGGAAAUUUAUGCCAACUGGUCGCAAAGCCUACCAGAUGCGCAUUUCCACUACCUCACCACGUUACCAGAACAAGUGACUCGAAACUACGAGGAAUACAUCUACGCCACAUAUCCGGCAGGAUCGUUCGAUACGCGACCAUUAAAUUUCACCAAUGCCAAAGAAACGCUGACGGUGCGAGAGUUUUUGCUGGUCAAGAUCUUCGAGACGUUUCCUCAGCGCAAGUUUGUCUUGGUUGCAGAUACUUCCAACAGUGAUGUAAUGAAGGACUAUCCCAUGAUGGCGCAGAAGUAUCCCGAUCAAGUACAGUGUAUCUUUUUACGCAAUACGACAGCAACGGACAGCUCGGAUCACUUUCCCUACGAUACUUCGGGAUUCCAAGGACUCGAUCAGAAGAAGUACAUGUUUUUUGUGCAUGCCGAUGAUUUGAAGGGAAUCAACAUUGCUGGCGAUUCAUGCUACAACACGUCAAUUCCACAAAAUCUCACAUUUGGAUACCAAGGGCUUCCAUUGGGCAUCGGCAACGACGCAACGGUCAACGGCAGUGCCAACGGGCAAGGGAACAGUUCCGACUCCGGUAGUGGUAGUGCAGCUUCUGCCAGUGCAGCAGCCAAUACCGGAUUGACAUUUUUUGCAUUUAUGGGAUUAAUGUUUUGGCAAUUUUUGUGAGCGAGCGAGCGAGCGAAUGAAGCAAUUUUUCGGUUACGAUUUAAUAUAAUGAUGAUGAUGUUACGCUUGUACCUGAUACAUGUGUGUAGUGAACAUCAGUCAUACAUGACUAAGCAGUUUGAUACUCC